This is a messenger RNA of Galendromus occidentalis (western predatory mite), 1212 nucleotides long. RefSeq lists its product as uncharacterized. The coding region runs from base 1 to 1212 and encodes 403 amino acids. The transcript has a single exon. NCBI's taxonomy places the organism in Eukaryota, Metazoa, Arthropoda, Arachnida, Mesostigmata, Phytoseiidae. The record is from RefSeq and is a predicted model, not a curated record.
AUGCGAGCUGAUAGGGAUUGUCAUACCCAAAACCUUGCUAGCGAGACUGAUGAUCAGAGAGUUGAGCGUUUACACGCCCGUCGCGAGCGUAAUCGGCGUUAUCAGCUAAAUUUUAAUGUUGAUUUGAAGUGUGCCGCAUUUGACUAUUCUCCUGACUUCGAUUAUAGCUCUCAUCCAUGCGCCGUUAUUGGAGCCAUGGAUAAGAUUUGUGCUCAUUGUCGUGCGAUCAAAUUCAAAGCUGAACCCCCUGGAAUGUGCUCUGGCGGUCGAGUUAAACUGCCGGAAUUAUCUCCACCACCCGAACCUUUAGCAUCAAGGCUCUUGGGCGAAACAACUCAAGCGAAACAUUUCUUGGCCAACAUUCGGAGAUACAACUCAUGCUUCCAAAUGACGUCAUUCGGGGCGACAGAGAUUUCUCACGGUAAUUUCAUGCCAACCUUCAAGGUGCAGGGGCAGACUUACCAUCUGGCAGGAUCACUCCUCCCGCUUCCCGAGUCUGACCAUAAGUUCCUCCAAAUUUACUUCAUGGGGAACUCAGAGGAUCAAAUUGAGCAGCGAUGUCGCAUAGACUCGCAAACUCACCGAGAGAUAAUUGCUGCUCUUCAAAUAUUGUUCGAUCAGCAUAAUUCUUUAGUCAGACUUUUCAGGACCGCUCUUGAACUUAUGCCGACAGAUGAGUACGUGAUUGGCAUCAAAGCCGACAAAGUUCCUGUCGGCGAGCACAGAGGUCGAUACAAUGCACCUUCGAUUGACGAAGAAGCCAUUGUCAUUGUGGGGGAAAAUUUCGAUUCGCGGGAUAUUGUAUUACAUAGGAAAAGCGGCGUCUUGAAACGUCUGAGUGAGACUCAUCGAUCAUACGAUGCUUUGCAGUAUCCGAUCCUUUUCUGGCAAGGGGAGGAUGGCUAUCAUUUUAAUAUUCGUAUGAGGGAGCCAUUUUCAGACAUUGAGACCGACAAAAAAGUCAGCGCAAUGAACUAUUAUUCGUAUCGAUUGAUGAUGAGAGACGAUUCGGACAAUCAUAUCUUGAGAUGUCGACAACGAUUUCAUCAGUACGUUGUGGAUAUGUAUGCAAAGAUUGAGACAGAACGUCUCCUAUACAUCCGAUUGAAUCAAACCAAAUUGCGAGCUGAGCAAUACAUACAUUUACGGGAUGCGAUAAGCACGGAUGCGGUGUCAUUGAAAAUUCUUCGAGAGCGAGAAGCAUUCGAAUAA